AUGUCACUCCCCAGUAAGGAAGAAAUCGACCAGCUCGUCACCAGCCUCAACCAGGCUGCCGGUGCCUACUCCGAUGGCGCCGACCUCGAUGGCUACCUGUCCCGCGUCCAGAUCAUUGCCAAGGCAAGAGAGCUCACCCGCGCCCUCAUCACCCCGGACCAGAUGCCCAACUAUCAUGGCCUCAAUAUCGCCGAACUGAUCGCCAUUCGCGCCUUCAUGAGACUCAAAGUCCUCGAUGCUAUUCCCACCACCGGCUCAAUAUCCCUCGGUGAUCUCUCAAAGGCUACUGGCGUUCAGGAGUCACUUUUGGAACGUAUGGGCCGUGUCCUUGUGGCUGCCGGCUUUCUCGACCAGACCGAACCAGAUGGCGGCGAGUACAAGCACACCAAAUUCUCACUCGCCUACAUCUUGGACAAACCCGCUCCGGGUCACUUGUUCCUAGCCAUGUACGACGAAUGGUUCAAGCACAUGCACGACUUCGACGACUACCUCAUCGCCAAGGGGGAGUACAAGGAACCCGACGACCCCCUGCACAACCCCUACACGGCCUACUACAAGCAGGAGGGCACCCCCGUCUGGGCCAUCAUGAUGCAGCACCCCGAGAGGCUCAAGACCUUCCAGACCGGCAUGACCGGCCUCGAUGUCGCCAUCCCCGUCGUCGGCCACUUCGAUUUCAGCACCCUCGCCAACACCCCCGAAGAAAACGAUCGGGGCGUGGUCGAACUGAUCGACGUCGGUGGGGGGGAGGGCGUGGUCCUGAAUAAGAUUCUCGAUGCGCAUCCCGAGCUUUCGCCUAAGAAUUGCAUGCUUCAGGAGAGGGGGGAGGCGAUCCGGCUUGCGAAGGACCACGGGACGCUUCCGCCGGAGGUUCGGCUUUUGGAGCAUGAUUUUAUGACUCCACAGCCUGUGAAAGGAGCCAAGGCCUAUUUCAUGCGCAUGAUCCUCCACGACUACGCCGACGACGUGGGCAUCCAGAUCCUCACCCAACUGGCGCAGUCCAUGUCGCCGCAAUCGAGGGUCCUCGUCUGCGAAAUGGUCCUGUCGCCGCGCGUCGGGGAGGUCGAUUUCGCUUCCGCCGUGCUCGACCAGGCCGUCAUGACCAUGGGUGGCAAAGAGCGGACGGAAGCCGGGUUCCGGAAGAUGUUUGAGGCGGCGGGGCUGGAGCUCGUCGCCGUGUGGCGCGUGCCUGGCGUUCCUGGCGGGUGUGUCGAGGGGAGACUGAAGAGUGCAUGA
This is a messenger RNA of Sodiomyces alkalinus F11, 1233 nucleotides long. RefSeq names its product S-adenosyl-L-methionine-dependent methyltransferase. The coding region runs from base 1 to 1233 and encodes 410 amino acids. NCBI's taxonomy places the organism in Eukaryota, Fungi, Ascomycota, Sordariomycetes, Glomerellales, Plectosphaerellaceae. The record is from RefSeq and is a predicted model, not a curated record. Gene Ontology annotation, molecular function: O-methyltransferase activity. The transcript is spliced from 6 exons.